AUGCACGAAUCGUUGGCAUCCCCUAACGUGAAGUUGAGAGUGUACGUUAAGGUCGUGGGUAAGUUUAGAUCCACUUGGACUCCAGAUGGGCUCCCAGAAAGUAGCUCGAUUGCUGCUUUUCCUUACAUUAACAGCCGUACGAUUAUCCUGAGCACAAUCGUCAUUCACAGCCGCAAGAUUGAAGCUGAGAACGUAAUCCAAAACGUCAUACCUGCAGCUGCAUAUGAUAUCGUCAUGCACAAGAACAUUGUUUGCCGUAGCUUGAAUGAGUGCUCCAUUAGGAUUAAGGUCGGCGUUGACCACAAUAAUAGGAAGGAAUUAAAAGUGUAA
Molecule: messenger RNA, 330 nt
Organism: Striga asiatica
Lineage: Eukaryota; Viridiplantae; Streptophyta; Magnoliopsida; Lamiales; Orobanchaceae
Source: the annotation of a GenBank genome assembly